This is a messenger RNA of Rhodotorula toruloides NP11, 273 nucleotides long. RefSeq names its product cyclin-dependent kinase regulatory subunit. The coding region runs from base 1 to 273 and encodes 90 amino acids. The record is from RefSeq and is a predicted model, not a curated record. Lineage: Eukaryota; Fungi; Basidiomycota; Microbotryomycetes; Sporidiobolales; Sporidiobolaceae. The transcript has 4 exons. Gene Ontology annotation, molecular function: cyclin-dependent protein serine/threonine kinase activator activity; histone binding; protein kinase binding. Gene Ontology annotation, biological process: regulation of mitotic cell cycle. Gene Ontology annotation, cellular component: cyclin-dependent protein kinase holoenzyme complex; SCF ubiquitin ligase complex.
AUGCCAGCCGCCGAAGACCGACGGAGGGCGGUGGAAAAGUACCAGCAGGAUAUUUGGUACAGUGCGAGGUACUCUGACGACGAGUUCGAGUACCGUCACGUCAUCCUCCCGAAAGCGCUCGUCAAGUACCUCCCCAAGGACCGCCUCGCCGAGGAAGACGAGUGGCGCAGUUUGGGCGUGCAGCAGAGUCCGGGGUGGUGGCACUACGAGCGACACGCGCCCGAACCGCACAUCAUGCUCUUCAAGCGCGCCAAGGACAAGAACGGCAACUGA